Camellia sinensis is the source of this 1294-nucleotide messenger RNA. Lineage: Eukaryota; Viridiplantae; Streptophyta; Magnoliopsida; Ericales; Theaceae. The record is from RefSeq and is a predicted model, not a curated record.
UGUCGAUUCAUAAACCUGUCGUAAACCUCAGGCAGGACAGUUGAGAGGUCAGUCUAAUUUUCUUGUAUUCGGUGACUGCUUGGUGUUAUUCUCCGAGUUAUCAGAAAGGAAAAUGGUUUCUUCGGCUCUCUCGAGGCUUGUCAACCUUCAAAGGCACUUUCAAGUUCCCAAGGGUAGUGACGACAAUUUGUGCAUUGGCAUGGUAAAGUUAACCCCUGAUGUUUCUGAAGCGUUAUCGCGUGGAAGAGCUGUUGUUGCACUUGAAUCCACCAUAAUAUCACAUGGUUUGAGUGCAGAAGAACUUGAGAGGCUGGCUAAUUUGGGAACCAAAGCUCGAAAGACGGCUCGCAGGGACAUUGCACAUGUUGUGAGUAGCACUCUGAAAUUAUCAACCAAUGCUCAUGUGGAAUGUACCAAUGUGGCUACCAAAGGGGAUGGUGCAACCACUGUUUCUGCCACUAUGAUUUUUGCUUCUAUGGUUGGCAUCCCUGUAUUUGUCACUGGGGGUAUUGGCGGAGUGCAUAGACAUGGAGAGAACACAAUGGAUGUAUCAUCUGAUCUUACAGAACUUGGAAGGACUCCUGUUGCAGUAAUUUCUGCUGGUGUAAAAUCAAUAUUAGAUAUUCCCAGAACCCUUGAGCAUUUGGAAACUCAAGGAGUUUGUGUUGCUGCUUAUAAAACUAAUGAAUUUCCGGCAUUUUUCACGGAAACAAGUGGAUGUAAGGCACCUUGCCGGGUAGACACACCAGAAGACUGUGCUCGGUUAAUAGAUGCAAACAUGAAGCUCAAGCUUGGAACUGGUAUUUUGAUUGCAAAUCCAAUUCCAAAAGAACAUGCUGCUUCAGGAAGUUUAAUAGAUUCUGCAAUACAAAGAGCCCUCAGAGAAGCUAGGGAUAAGGGUAUAACAGGCAAUGCUGAAACUCCAUUCUUGCUUGGUAGAGUGAAUGAACUAACUGGAGGAGCCUCUUUGUCUUCAAAUAUCGCUCUCGUGAAAAACAAUGCUCUUCUUGGCGCUAAGAUUUCUGUUUCUCUUGCUCAGAUGCGAGAACGUGAUGACGGAGGUGCAUAGGUCGUAGAAUGUUAACAACUGUCAGAUGUUGAAUUCCUUGCAUGAGAAUCUUAUUUUCUUAUCUUUCAUUUUCUUCUUGUGGGGAUGUGUUGAGAUAAUAAUACAGAAAAAUAGAGAGAUUGUUUCAGAAGGAAGGGCUCAUAUGAGAAUUGUGUGUACAUUAGACUGAUAGAUUUACAUGCAAGCUGGUUGGUUAAAAAGUUAAGACUGAUUCUACUUGCACUA